CUGGGGGUCGUGAGUCUCUUUCUUUUCAUUUCCUCCAUACCUUGCUAAUUCGCUUCGUUCUCCGAUUCGCCUUUCAUUCAUUCGUUCAUUCCUUCAAUCAAUCUCUUAUUCUGCGUUGGCUUGUGCUCUUCCUCCCUCUCUCGAUCCCUGCUCAAAAUUACCCUUUUGCCCCCCUUCCCUCCCUCCACCAACAACCAGAUCCAUUCUCUGACUCCCUCUCUUAUUUAACUCAACCCCCCACCGUCCCCGUCUUCCGAUUCAAUCAACCAAAACCCUCAAUCCUCAAAACCCUAGAACAACCAACAACAACCGCCGCCCCCUCUUUCCCCACAGAUCCUCAAUCUAAUCCAAUUGCUCCAUAAUCCCAACUCCUCCUUCUCCUGACACCGUUGACCACACUUCAGCUCCACCAAACUCUCCUUUUCUUUCUGCGUACAGGAAUGUUGGGUACUGGCUUGAACUUUGGGCGUGCCCGCGGAGACGAUCGCUUCCACGCGCCGGUCAGGCCUCGCCGCUCAUUCCAAGGCGCUGUCGACAGCGAUAGGCUCCGCAGAGCUCAUAGUGACGUAUCGUCGAGCCGGUCGUCCGUUCGGGAUAAAUCCGCGGAAUCGGUUCGGGAGCCUUGAGCAAUCUGGAGCGGUUCUUUCAGGCGAUCACGCCCUCUGUGCCUGCUCAGUAUCUUUCUAAGCGGACCAUGAUGAGAGGCUUUAAGGCGUGCGAUGUGGAGUCUCAGCCUUACUUUGUUCUUGGUGACUUGUGGGAAUCUUUCAGGGAGUGGAGCGCAUAUGGUGCUGGUGUACCGCUUGUAUUAAACGGGAAUGAGAGUGUUGUUCAAUAUUACGUUCCCUAUCUUUCUGGAAUUCAAAUUUACACUAGUGGGAAGCCUUCUGUAAAGUCAAGGCUGCCAGGUGAGGACAGCGACAGUGAUUUCAGGGACUCAAGUAGUGAAGGUAGCAGUGAUUGUGAACCUGAGAGAGGAUUGAAUUACUUGAGGGAGCAAUGGAAUCAUCCACACCUGCCAGAUGAGAUUAAUCGUCAGAUGGGUGGAUUAUCAUUGAGAGACCACCACACACUCCGACAUGAUGGCUUUUCUAGUGAUGAAGGCGAAUCUGUCAAUUCACAGGGCUAUUUGCUUUUUGAGUAUCUUGAAAGAGACCCUCCUUACAGCCGUGAGCCUUUGUCUGACAAGAUAUUGGACCUUGCUUACCGCCUUCCAGAACUGGUGAAUCUGAGAAGUUGUGAUAUACUAUCGUCAAGUUGGAUAUCUGUAGCAUGGUAUCCGAUUUACAGGAUACCCACUGGUCCAACUUUGAAAGAUCUUGAUGCAUGCUUUCUAACUUACCAUUCUCUUUAUACACCUGUGGGAGGUACACAACAAAGGGUGCAGGCACCUGUAAUGUCACAUACUACUGAGACAGAUGGUGCCCCUAAAAUGUCUUUACCGGUGUUUGGUCUUGCUUCAUACAAGUUCAAAGGAUCUCUGUGGACUCCAAACGGUGGACAUGAGCGCCAGGUGGCUACCUCUCUUUCACAAGCGGCUGACAAGUGGUUGAGACUGCUUCAGGUCAGUCACCCUGAUUUCAUGUUUUUCAGCCGCUGAGGAUUCUCUAAGGUGACUGUAACAAUUUUAAUUAAGCCGUUUGAGAAGUGGAUCUAGUUGUCUGCCAUUACCAGCUUGGCCCAUUUCUUAGAUACAGUACUUGAUGAAGUGAGAGUAUAUCAUGUAUUUGACAAAGAAAAAAAAAAGAAAAAAAAAGGGAAAAAAGAAAAACAAAAAGAUGUCAGGCCCUGUCCUUUGUAGUUCCUGCUAUGUUUCCUUCUUUGAUAAGUGAAACAAUGGAAGCAGCAAAGCUCUGGACAAGCAUCCUCGACUGUUAAGGCUACUCAGAAUUUGUUCAUGGCGGAUGUACAGGCUAAAAAGCAGCUUAGCAAUCGCAUGGUUUUGUUUUGCUGACAUCAAUGAUUUUACCCACAUCAGUUGUUUGUUGUAAUUUUGCAACUAUAUUUAUUUUAUGGUGGCAUGUUUUUGUUAAAGAGAACAGGCUUCUUUUUUGUGUCCUGAUGAUCACCAUAUAGGACCCGGCUUUAGUGUAUUGGGGAAUUUUACUGGUAAUGGUAUUAGAAUUGCCCCAUCUCUGUAUUUGAAUUGUAACAAUAACAUUUACGUAUCUUAGCUGCUUUACAUGUAGGAACCGUCAUCUUUUCUUCGUAA
Messenger RNA from Arachis duranensis, 2212 nucleotides. RefSeq lists its product as uncharacterized. NCBI's taxonomy places the organism in Eukaryota, Viridiplantae, Streptophyta, Magnoliopsida, Fabales, Fabaceae. The record is from RefSeq and is a predicted model, not a curated record.